GGACUGAAUGACUGGCUGUGUCCUCUGUCCUGCUCAGAAUCACAGAUUAUGCUGCUUGUCUGGGAGGAAAACAAAGCUUAGAGACCAACGAUGAAGUCAGAGAAGGAUGCUCCUUUCAAAGCCAAAAUAAUUUUCCAAAUUUUGCUGUUUGUGUCCGUUGGUUUCUUCUAUUCAGGUGAGGUGUCGGCGGUGAAUAUGACCGUCCCCAACAGUCUGAUCAGAGGUUCAGCAGGAGGGGAGGCCGUUCUGUCUGUCUGCUACAGCAGUUUCAGCCUGGACCUGCCAGUCAUCAAGUGGCAGCUCAGGAGGGAAAAGUCUAUCACUGUUGUCCAGUCAAUUGGAACGGAAAUCAUUGGGACUCUGAGACCUGAGUAUCGCGACCGCAUCCUGGUUUUCGAGAACGGGACUCUGCUCCUCCACAACCUCAGGCUCUCCGAUGACGGAAAAUAUGACGUGGAGAUCUCCAUCACGGAUGACACCUUCCCGGGAGAAGGAAGCAUCACACUCACUGUGGAUGAACCUAUAUCCAGGCCCUAUAUCGACAUGGAGUCCACAUCAGUGCUAGAGCUCAGUGAAAACAUUAUCCUCAACUGCUCCCAUGACAACGGAACCAGGACUACAUACAGGUGGUUCAAAGGUGGCAAGCCGCAGACCAACGAAACACGAUUCGUAUUGUCACCAGACCAGAAGCUCUUGACCAUCAGACGAGUGUUGAUGGCAGAUGAUGACAUCUACAGCUGCGCAGUGGAGAAUCCUGUGGGCAACAUGACAAGCCUGCCCAUCAGACUGACUGUCUACAGAAGAAGUUCCCUCUAUAUCAUUCUUUCCACUGGAGGCAUCUUUCUCCUCAUCACCUUGGUAACAGUGUGUGCCUGCUGGACGCCUUCCAAAAAGCCAAGACAUCCACCUAGAAAGCCUCUCUCCAGGAUAUAUGACCACUCUCAUCGCUCAACAAUCAGUAACAGAGCUGAUGUGAUUCCAAGAUUGACAGAGCACAAUGGAAUAAAUGCAGUAACAUCACUUUACAUCCUGCAGCAAAAGGAUCCCUCAAUGGAUGACUCGUCCAGCAACAGUAUUGGAUCUCCUGAACUUGACAACCCACCGUGUUACACCAGCUACACCAGUUCACUUACCCCUGGGUCCCCUGCCUGUUCCUCCCAUAAGUACACCUGAAAGCCCCUCAGUUUGACCUUUUCAUGCCGCAGCAACUGGGAGGUCAGACUGUCCUACUGGAUCAUUCUCCAGAUACCAACUUACUGCAAAUCCGCCUGGACUAUGGGAACGAACUAAAAAACGUUUUCUGGGGUUUGACAAUGUCAUUGCUGCCUGAUUAUAUUAUACAAUAACUGUAACUUAAAUAGCAGUUGGCUGGCUAGAAGUAAAGCCCAUAUAGGGAAACGUGAAGGCAAUGUGAAAUGACACAAGGUUUUAAACAGCAUUAAAGUCUGUGUUUGGGUUUACUAGACAACACCAUUAUUGUUAUUUACUUGAAUAACAAAAUUCAAAGUUUCGGAAAAGGCAUGAAGUCUUCAUGAAGCUAAUGUGGGGUUGGUAAGACACAACGGUAAAAGUUUAAUGUAAUGGAGAGCAUACAGCUCUUUACACUUUAUUGUAAUCAUUAAUCAUCACCAUACAAGACGGGAUUAGAUUUUUGCAAAGAAAAACAUAUCAACACAUUUUGUCUCUGAAGAGUGCUGUGAAAUACAGCAGUUACUUUGUAAUAUUUUAUGAUUACUGUUUAAGUGUUACUUGAUGACUUAAUCCCACUGGGAAGAAAGCUAAUAGCAUGUUAAAGGAGGGGACAUGGUAUUAAAAAUGUAUGAGUGGAGUGAGCAUACUUAGACUUAAUAAUCACCUCAUUGGUUUUAAAUGACAUCAUCGUCAUAGAGUUUCUACAGUACAUGGUCUGUUGUCAGGAAUCCUGGUAAAGGAACAACAGACAGUCGACCCCAUUAUUAUAUCACGUAUCAUCCCAUGAAAUAUGCUCUACUUCCUUCCUUUUGGCACCAGCCCCAUUUUGAAAUCCAGAGCAGUCAAGUGGAUGUGUUGUUCUAGGUACGAACCAUGGAAAGCUAAAUCAUACAAUUUAUCUAUUUACAAGGGUUAGGGUUUAAAGAUGAAUAAAUACAGAUUUUCUUUUAUCGGCUGGUUUUGCAUCACCCCCGAUGUCUAUGUUCACUUAAAAACGAAUGUAUGUGGCUCUGUGCUUGUUACUUGUCUCUUUAUAGUAACGGGACAAUGACUGUAUAUCGGCUGUACACAGGUAUAACUUCACCUGUUGGGGUGCCCCCCUAUUGGAUUUUAAGCGCCAUGGUUAUUUGCUCGUGUCAUGGUAAAUACAAAAAAUGACACAUUGUGAGUUCGAAGAUUUAUUGACAUAAGAUGUGUUACUGUGACAUUUAUAAUUUUCAAUGGGGUUACAGCAAUGACGUGAGAAAUAUUCCAUUUCAUAAGAUUCUAUGAUGACUCUCCACACAUUCUGUAUUGCUGGAAACAGUUUUGGAUAUACUUCUAUUUGUGGGAGUGCUUAAGACAAUGCUGCUAAAAAAAACAAAAAACUACAUUAGAGAUAUGAAGUUGGGAGAUUAUUUGUUUUUAAAUAAAGCAUACCCACAGCCGAAAUGAAAAAGGAUAAAACGGACAGUGUACUCAUGCAGGCACAUAAACUUUUUUUUUUUUUUUACAUUAUCAUCUAUGAAAAUAGUGCCACCAUCACAUACGAUUUUCUGAAUAAAAGCCUUUACUGUUGAAUAGACAA
Molecule: messenger RNA, 2758 nt
Organism: Scophthalmus maximus (turbot)
Lineage: Eukaryota; Metazoa; Chordata; Actinopteri; Pleuronectiformes; Scophthalmidae
Gene: hepacamb
Product: hepatic and glial cell adhesion molecule b
Exons: 7
Coding region: 91-1173 (360 amino acids)
Source: RefSeq, a predicted model, not a curated record